Messenger RNA from Mytilus trossulus (common blue mussel), 1583 nucleotides. RefSeq names its product forkhead box protein I1-ema-like. Bases 141 to 1037 code for a protein of 298 amino acids. NCBI's taxonomy places the organism in Eukaryota, Metazoa, Mollusca, Bivalvia, Mytilida, Mytilidae. The record is from RefSeq and is a predicted model, not a curated record. Gene Ontology annotation, biological process: cell differentiation; regulation of transcription by RNA polymerase II; anatomical structure morphogenesis. The transcript has 2 exons. Gene Ontology annotation, molecular function: DNA-binding transcription factor activity, RNA polymerase II-specific; RNA polymerase II cis-regulatory region sequence-specific DNA binding.
CGUGACUACGAACUGUGAACAACUCAGCAAGUGAACUGGACUGUCAACAAGUUGUCGGGUAUAUAAACACAUUCGCUAACAUAACAAGUUAUUCUUUAUUUCAUCUUCAAUAAGAUUUUACCUUUUGGAUAUUAGAAAUCAUGAUUAAUUCACAGUUCAGCAUCGAUUAUUUGACCAGAGUGGUGGACAGCGAGACGGUCCAAAGAGAUUCUGUCUCGAGCGAGGGAGAUAUAGUUGAGACACCAUCUCCAUGCACAAGUGAAAGUGAAAGUAGCUGCAGCGACAGUGCAGAAUCUAUUGCACAGGUUUUGUUAUCAUUAGAUAGAUCGAUCAAGAAUGGCUUAUGUUCUAGUGAUCCAAAUGAGAAACCACCACACUCCUACAUCGCUAUGAUUUCCAUGGCAAUACUCAGUAAACUGGACAAGAAAAUCUUACUGAAUGAUAUCUACCAAUAUAUCAUGGAAAACUUUCCGUUUUACAAUAACAAGGAAAAGGCAUGGAGAAACAGCAUACGACAUAAUCUCUCCCUAAACGAGUGCUUUAUAAAGAAUGGAAGGUCCGAUAAUGGCAAAGGCAAUUAUUGGUCCAUUCAUCCGGCAUGCCUCGACGAUUUUUCGAAAGGAGAUUUUAGACGUCGACAAGCAAGACGAAGAGCAAGGAAAAGUACAGUAAAAUCUGUCAAUGGAUCUCCCAAUGAAAACGACAUCCGGUACAACUUGGGAUAUGUACCUAUGACAUCAUCACAAAUUGGAUUCCAACCCUACUCAAUGAAAGGAUCUCCGAUGCAUUCAACACCACACAAUCCAUACCAAAUUUUCCCGACUCCUGGAUCUACAUUCGGAAUGUCAAGAAAACCUUUCCCGGCAGCCAUGCAGUCGUUUGUUAGUGAUUCAUUGUUUCCUGUUGCACCGUCAGCACCCAUGGGACGAUCAUUUAAUGUACCAUCAACAUACUGUACGUCGUCAUCGUUCAACCCUAGCACGAACCCACCAUUUUAUUCAUCGUGUCAGAUACAGAAAGGGUUUUCUGAAUGGUAGAAAAACGUAUCCCACGUUUUACAAUGUGUGAAUUAAAAUUUUUAAAUUCUUUGAAAGGAGAACAUCUUCAUGUGCAAUGAAACCAAUUUUUAUUACGGUACUGGACAAUUUUGUAUUGCCGUCUGCAGGUUGGAAACAAAUGUUUGUUUUGGGCAACUCGAAGCAAUUUAAUGAACAAUUAUACAAGAAGAACAGCAUUGUCGGUAGUAUACAGAAUGGACUAUAGGAACGUUUUUUUGAAAUAGCGAUUGAAGUCGAAUGGUUUUUUAAAGAAUUUCUCAGGAAAUCAAGGUGGGCAAAGUGGCAGAAAUAUAUAAUAUGGCGCGGUCAUAUAGGAACAUUUGAAUUUUUGUUGUUGAUGUUGAUGUGGAUUUGAUUGAAUAUAAGAUCAAUAAUAUUUCAACAAAUGCCAGAAUAUAUCAUAUUCGGACAGUAUUUAUUUAUCUUUGCUGUAUAUAUCAACAAACUUAAAGAUGAUAGUGCUAAAUUUUAAUAAUUGUAAAUAAAUAUAUAUAUAUAUAGGUGCAAUAAAAUUAUUUUUUAUUA